Molecule: messenger RNA, 183 nt
Organism: Pseudocercospora fijiensis CIRAD86
Lineage: Eukaryota; Fungi; Ascomycota; Dothideomycetes; Mycosphaerellales; Mycosphaerellaceae
Exons: 3
Coding region: 1-183 (60 amino acids)
Source: RefSeq, a predicted model, not a curated record
AUGGCUAUAAAAGGUUCUUACGGAACUGUGUCCCUGCUACAUUCCCUCGGUAAUCCGCAACGCACGCAGUUGCGCACAAUGAACAUGGCCACUGUCACCUGUGCAUCCCCGCAGGGCUGUGCUGACAGUCUACAACCGAGCUCAGGGCUUCAACACAUACUUGUAUACAUCGAGCUUGACUAA